CUUGAACCCUCCAGAUCAGCCUCUCCAGGAGCCUGCUCCAUCGUCUUUUUCGCACCCCUCCGUUCUACGUUCGUUAUCCUUGACCGAAGUGACGGAAACUCACCGGUACAUUCCACAUCCUACGUCACCGGGUGCCCCUCCAAGAGGACCCCACAAUCAGACCUUGGAUCGGAUAUUUAGUCUUGUGCGCCCCUGCAAGAUUAAGAUAGCGGUUGCGACAACCUCUCCGAGCCCCGCGCAUUGUUUUCUUCAGGACCACUCGGCCAGGCGGCCCAAUUGAGAUAGAUUCCGCAGGAUAAUUCGUCGAACGAGCGACCCUGUGAUCUAUUUCCGACUCGAUUUCGAUCAGCCUCUUAUCGAGUGGUGCCGCGCAUCCCGUUACCAUGGACUCCACCGACCCCUACGCCAAGGAGCUUCAAAUCGCCUGUUUGACCGUCCAGAGAGCCACGCUCCUAACAAAAAAGCUACUGGAGGCUGUGGACAAAGGGUCGUUCGACAAGAGCGAUGACACGCCGGUAACAAUUGCUGAUUUCGCCGCCCAGGCAUUGAUCAUUGCCGCCAUCCACCGUGCUUUCCCCGACGAUGAGUUCGUGGGCGAAGAGAGCUCCACUGCCCUUCGAUCCGACCCUGACCUCCUCGAACGGACAUGGGAACUCGUCUCUUCCACUCGCCUCGCGGAUGUGGACAGCGAAGCUCUGCUUUCCUCCCCAAGCACCAAGGAGGAAAUGCUCGACAUCAUCGACCUGGGCGCCCAGGGCAACUCUAGUAAGCAAGGCCGCGCCUGGGUUCUGGACCCGGUAGAUGGCACGGCUACCUUCAUCCAGGGUCAGCAGUAUGCCGUCUGUCUAUCUCUGGUCGAGAACGGUCGCCAGCGGCUGGGUGUUCUGGGCUGUCCCAACAUGAAUCUAAAGACGGGACGCCUCGACGAAAACAUCGUUGAUCGGGAUGGGUAUGGAUACCAGGUUUUCGCCCUUGCUGGACAAGGCGCCUUCCUUCGGAAAAUGGGAACGGGAGGUCUUCUCCCCUUCCACAAGAUCGAGCCCAAGGCCCAAAUCACCGACCCUAAGGAUCUUGAUUUUGUGGAUUGCGUGUCGGCCACCUCAUCCAACCGUGACAUGCAUGCCCGCCUUGCAUCCCACCUGGGCGCACCCUGGCCGGCCUCGACGGACCUCUGGGCUGCGCAGCUGCGGUACAUCGCCAUUGCAGUGGGCGGCUGUAACAUCAUGGUCAAGAUCCCGCGUAAAGCUUCCUAUCGAUCGAAGAUCUGGGAUCACGCGGGCGGCAUGUUGAUUGCUGAAGAACUCGGCUGCACUGUCAGCGACCUGGCGGGUAACCCAGUUGACUGCAGUUUGGGCAGAACCUUGGCGGGGUGCUACGGGAUGAUCGUUGCACCUUCGUCCAUUCACGGCAAGCUUGUGGAAGCUGUGAAACAAAUCCUGUAAGACGAGCAGCUACACAAGGGCCAGUGAUCCCCGCCCACCAACCUUUCUUUUCUUAUCUCGGGGGCCCAUGGCGGCGAGGGAGGGAGACUACGGACCCAACCCUCGUUGUGCCAAUUCGAGUGGAUUGACAGGGCCGUUCAUGUACAAAAGCCGAGACUAUCAUGUUGGGAUCUUCCAUGCAAGACGACGAAUUGGUAUAGGAUGGCACCUUAAAGGUUGAUACCGUCUUUGCAUCUUGCUCGGUCACUGGUGGACGAGACACUUGGUAGGACCGUGCGCGGAUCGACAACGUGGGGAGGGCGAUCAACAACAUUACAGGACCAUGAUGAUGAUGAUGGAAGGAGGACAGGGACCUUUAUACUUAUAUAUAGUAAUGCCGGGUACACCGGUGGUUAACCGCAUGCGCAAU
This is a messenger RNA of Aspergillus heteromorphus CBS 117.55, 1851 nucleotides long. RefSeq names its product inositol monophosphatase family protein. Bases 384 to 1442 code for a protein of 352 amino acids. The transcript has a single exon. Lineage: Eukaryota; Fungi; Ascomycota; Eurotiomycetes; Eurotiales; Aspergillaceae. The record is from RefSeq and is a predicted model, not a curated record. Gene Ontology annotation, biological process: sulfate assimilation. Gene Ontology annotation, molecular function: 3'(2'),5'-bisphosphate nucleotidase activity.